UCAAUAUUCAAAUAAAAAUGUCAAUUUCGCAAAGUGUUCAAAAUAAAGAAAAAACAUAAAUUUUGUAUACUUCAAAAUGCCUGAUAGACAAGGUAUGAACUUAGAACAAAUCAAGACGCAUUUGCAGAGAUUUGGUGUACCAGACUAUUUGGUCUUUUUCGUAAUGUUGGUUGGCUGUGUUUUAGUUGGUGUCUAUUUUGGAUUUAUCAACAAAAAACCGAAGGUGUCAAAGAGAAAAUGUUCCGUAGUUGAAAUUGAAGAGGAUGAUUAUUUGGUCGGUGGCCGAAAUAUGAAAAUUUUCCCUGUAGCUAUGUCAUUAAUUGCCAGUUAUAUUUCUGGGAUAUCUUUGCUUGGUACCCCUACUGAAAUUUACAUACAUGGAAUACAAUUUUUCUUUAUCAUUGGUGGACUGUUUUUUAUGGGAUUUGGGAUGAUGUACAUUUUUCUUCCAGUUUUUCACGAUUUGAAAUUAACAUCGACAUAUCAGUACUUGCAACGAAGAUUUGAUAAUAGGAUAAGACUUUUUGGUUCAACGCUUUUCACGUUAGCAAUGAUCAUCUGGCUACCGAUUGUUAUUUACGUACCAGCAUUGUGUGCGAACCAAGUUACUGGUGUGAAUGUACAUUUGAUUACCCCAAUCGUAUGUGUAGUUUGCAUAUUUUAUACGUGUGUUGGAGGAAUGAAAGCAGUUGUUUGGACAGAUGUCAUUCAAACGAUUAUCAUGUUUGGUGCGAUGUUGUUAAUUUGCAUUAAGGGAACAUAUGAUGUAGGAGGCAUUGGAGUUGUAAUGCAACGAGCAUACGACAGCGGGAGAAUAGAGACACCAGCAACUGCUUUUGACCUCACAAUCAGACACAGUUAUUGGUCUUUGGUGAUUGGUGCGUUUCCUAACUGGCUUAAAACAAAUGCUGUGAGCCAAAAUAUGAUUCAGCGAUACUUAUCAUUACCAACAAAAAAAGCAGCCGUCAAAGCUUUGUGGACCUUUAUAUUUGGAGUCAUUUUUAUACUUUCUGUUUGCUGCUACAGUGGUCUCUUGAUUUACGCUACGUACCAUAAUUGUGAUCCUCUAACAACAAAACUGGCAGUAGCUAAGGACCAACUUCUUCCUUUGCUGGUAAUGGAUGUUCUGGGACUAUUCCCAGGUUUACCGGGAUUGUUUGUUGCUGGCGUAUUCAGUGCUGCUUUAAGUUCUCUUUCAACGGGGCUCAAUUCUAUGUCAGCUGUUAUUUUAGAAGAUUUUUGUAAGCCGUAUAUAAAGAAGCCUUUGACCGAGAAUCAAACUCGUUUUAUCAUGAGAGGUGUAGUAGUGGUGUUUGGCGCCAUUUGUGUCGGGUUAGUGUUUGUGGUAGAGCACUUAGGAUCAGUAUUACAAUUAUCCAUAUCACUUGGUUCAAUAUCAAAUGGACCAUUGUUAGGAAUCUUUACACUGGGAGUGUUGGUUCCCUGGGUUCAUGCUACUGGUUGUCUCUGGGGUGGAAUCGCUGGUCUUUCAACGAUGACGUAUAUUGUGACUCGAGCUCAAACAGCUAUAGCUUCCGGAGAAAUAUAUUUCAAGCCAAAACCAGUGUACACUGAUGGAUGUACAUACACGUUCAUGCCAGAAGAGACAAUAAGUCUUGCACAAAAUUUGUCAGUAAUAGUUCCAUCAACUACUCAGCAACCCCUUGAUGAAGACAUUCCAUUUGCCAUACAUAGAGUAUCUUAUUUGUUUUACACUUUGAUUGGAUCAUUGGUUACAAUAAUUGUAGCUGUUAUAGUAUCAUUUAUUACGGGAGCCAAUAAUCCCAACGAAAUGGAUGAAGCACUUUUUGCUCCUUUUGUUCGUAGAAUCAUUCGUAAAAACCGCAAAAACGACAAAAAUGAUGAUGUUUUCAUUGUGAAAGAGACAAUACCCAUAGAAUGCAAAAUAGUUCAACAAAAGAGUGUCAUAAUUGGAGAAGAUGUUUCAAUUAGUCUGCCAAAUCAGUAAAUACACAUGUCGUUGGUUUAUGCCCUCUGUUGCUUUAUAUUUUUUAGAAAUAAAAUUAAAUUGCUAAAAACCAAUAGAAGAGAUGAAUUAAGUCGUAAAUUUUUUUACAGCGAAAUUAUCACAUCAAAAUGGUCUACGUGACGUGGUAAAAAACGGCAUUUCCUGUCAUCAUUUCACCCCUCGUUAUUCCCAAUCGAAAGUAAAUAUAUAUAUAACUUGUUGCUGUAUAACGUCGUUAGUCUGUCUUGUCUAUCGACAUCUUUUCAAAAAAAAAAAAAAAAGAAAAGAAAGAAAAUUAAUGUAAAGGAAAAAUCAAAUUUACGCUUAGGAAAGCACACAAAUCUGUUACCUUACAUUUUUUU
Molecule: messenger RNA, 2331 nt
Organism: Culicoides brevitarsis
Lineage: Eukaryota; Metazoa; Arthropoda; Insecta; Diptera; Ceratopogonidae
Gene: rumpel
Product: sodium-coupled monocarboxylate transporter 1
Exons: 9
Coding region: 77-1969 (630 amino acids)
Biological process (GO): sodium ion transport; transmembrane transport
Cellular component (GO): membrane
Molecular function (GO): symporter activity
Source: RefSeq, a predicted model, not a curated record